UAGAGGAACCAACAUGGCGAACGUCAACUGAUCAUAUUUUGUCCACGGUCGUCCUGAAGAGCUUGAAUUUUCCGUUACCAACCGAUCGGGCAGACUGGGAAACAGUGAAAAUGUGCAACGUGACGUGAAUGUAGUGCUAGGGGUGUGUUUCCUUAAUUUAUUUGUGUUUUCCGUUGUAUUUCGGACAAUGGCGGUUGUGUGUGUUUUCGUCUAGUGUGCGAUCCCUGUUUCGUACGUUAAAUAUGAAUACUGGUCUGACGGGGGACAACAUCUACGAUUUCAGCUCCGAAGAAAACUCGGCGAAAUGGAAGGGACUGCUGACCGCCGCUCUGAAAAAGGUGCUAGAACAAGUGCACCCUUCCUUAGGAGCGAGGGACGAAGCACUAGAAUACGUAGAAAGCUUGUGUCUGCGCCUUUUGGCAAUGUUAUGUGCCAAACCCAGUCCCCACACCGUUCAGGAUGUCGAGUACAGGGUUCAGAGUACAUUCCCCACCCCGAUAGAUAAAUGGGCCCUGAAGGAGGCCCAAGAGGCCUUAGAAAGGGGCAAAAAGAAGUCGGUAUUGCAGCUGCCGGUAGAUAAGAUUCACAAUUUACUGCAAAAGGAGCUUCUGCUAUACAAAGUGGACUCGACGGUGUCACUGUUCCUAGUGGCUGUCCUCGAGUACAUAUCCGCUGAUAUUUUGAAACUGGUCGGAAACUAUGCGAAGAAUAUCAAGCACGUCGAAAUCACCUACCAGGACGUGCAGAUAUCGAUGAAGGUCGACAAGGCCUUGAUGGACAUGUUCUACCAGGACGAGGGAGGAGGGGCGGGUAGCUUGAACGAACCGCCUGUCAUGCUGGCCGCCGCGCCCCGGACGAGCCUGACAUACGAGGAAAUCGUGCGGGAGCUGAUCGCUUCGGAGAAGGCGUACUUGAAGGAACUUCACAUGCUCAUCAAGGUGUUCAGGGAGGAAAUAAACAAGCUGAAACCUGGUCCACAGGACACGGAGAGGAUAUUUUCCAACAUAAUGGACAUUUACGAGCUGACGUACACCCUUUCCGGGAGCCUGGAGGACGUCAUCGAGAUGGCCCAGGACCAGAUGCCGUACAUCGGCAGCUGUUUCGAAGAGCUCGCGGAGGCGGCCGAAUUCGACGUGUACAUAAAAUACGCCAGGGACGUGACGGCCCCGACCUGCCGAGAGACCCUAAACGGUCUCCUGUCGCGUCCCGAGGUCCAGAGUGCCCUGACGACGGCGGGCCAGGGGAUGCCCCUGGCGCUGAAGUAUUACCUGCCGGCCCUCCUCAUGGGCCCCAUCUGGCACUGCUUCUCCUACUUGGACUACAUCAAGCUGCUCAGGGGCCUGUCGCCUUCGUCGGAGGACAGGGAGACGCUGUCCCAGGUCGAGGGGCUGCUGAAACCGCUGCAGAUAGCGCUGGGUAACUGCGUUCCGGCGCAGGCGUUGCAGAGGAGCGCCGCGCCUCUGCCGCAGGUGAGGGCGAGGCGACAAGCCGCUCUCAUCAAGAUCCACGAGUUGGAGAAGAUCGUGGAGAACUGGGACUCGAAGGAUUUGGGGCAGUGCUGCAACGAGUUCGUACGAGAGGAUGUUUUGGUGAAGGUGAGCCCCAACAAAAGACUGACGGACAGGCGCGUCUUCCUCUUCGACGGGUUAAUGAUCCUGUGCAAGUCAAACUCGAGGCGGCAGAGUUCCGCCCACCAAAACCCGGAGUACAGGCUAAAGGAGCGUUUCUUCAUCAGAAAGGUGGAGAUCAUCGACCACCAAGACACCGAAGACCUAAGAAACGCAUUCGAGAUCUCCCCGAGGCAGAUGCAGCCCUCCGUAAUACUCUGUGCCAAAACACCGGAAGAGAAGAACUCCUGGAUGGCGGAUUUGGUCAUGUUGAACAAUCGAUCGAUGCUGGAGCGGGUGCUCGACAGCAUCCUGUCGGACAUAGAACGUAAGCACCCGUUGAAGCUCCCGCCCCCCGAGCUUUACAAAUUCGCCGAACCGGACUCGAAGGACAACAUAAUCCUGGAACAGAGGGAGAAUGGAGGCGUGCCGCUGAUCAAAGGUGCAACUCUUUACAAACUAGUGGAAAGACUGACCUAUCACAUCUACGCCGAUCCCAAGUUCGUCCGCACCUUCCUCACCACCUACCGCAGCUUCUGCUCCCCCACGGAGCUGCUCAAUCUGCUGAUAGAACGGUUCCAGAUCCCCGACCCGUCGCUGGUCUACGAACAGGACUGCUGCGACACUGACAAGAUGCAGAAGAACAACCAACGGGAGGACUGGAAGAAGUACAGGAAGGAGUACUGCCAACCGGUGCAGUUCAGGGUGUUGAACGUCUUGAGGCACUGGGUGGACCACCACUUCUACGAUUUCGAGAGGGAUCCCCGUCUGCUGGGGAAGUUGCAGUCGUUCUUGGACUCGGUGCACGGGAAGAGCAUGAGGAAGUGGGUGGACAGCGUCAUCAAGAUAGUGCAGAGAAAGAUGGAGAACGAUAACCAGAGGCAUAUAAAGUUUGCGUUCGACGACCCGCCGCCCCCCAUCGAGAAGCACAUCAACUGUACGGAAGAGGAGUACGGGAUACUGACGUUGCAUCCCGUGGAGAUCGCCAGGCAACUGACGAUACUCGAGUUCGACCUCUACAGGAUGAUAAAACCGUCGGAGCUGGUGGGGUCGGUGUGGACGAAGAAGGACAAGGAGAUCAGCAGCCCCAACCUGUUGAAGAUGAUCAAGCACACGACAAACUUCACCAGGUGGCUAGAGAAAAACAUCGUGGAGGCCGAGAACUUCGAGGAACGCGUUGCGAUAGUGAACAGGAUAAUAGAAAUAAUGAUAGCCCUGAAUGAAAUUAAUAACUUCAACGGCGUCCUGGCCAUCGUGUCGGCGACCGGAUCCGCCUCGGUACACCGGCUGCGGUUCACGUUCGCGAGUUUGGCGCAGCAGAACCGGAAGGCGUUGGAGGAGUGCCGGGCUGACGACCACUUCAAGAAGUAUCAGGAGAAGCUGCGGUCGAUAAACCCGCCCUGCGUCCCCUUCCUCGGGAUGUACCUCACCAACAUUUUGCACAUCGAGGAGGGCAACCCAGAUUUCCUGCCCAACACGAAGCUGAUCAAUUUCUUCAAGCGGAGGAAGGUGGCCGAGAUAACGGGAGAAAUACAGCAAUAUCAGAACCAGCCUUAUUGUUUUAGCGUAGAACACAGCAUUAGGCACUUCCUAGAGACGCUGAACCCGUUCGGCGACAUGAACGACACGGAAAUCAGCAACUACCUGUACCAGAAAUCCAUGGAGAUCGAGCCGAGAAGCAGCCGGCUCGUCCCGAAAUUCCCCAGGAAGUGGCCCCACCUGAACCUGAAGAGUCCCGGCAUCAAAACCGUGAAGACAGGCAAGAGCAUCCCCAGCGCCGUCGCCAACACCAUUAACCAGACGUUGAAUUCCACCCUGAAAAGCGACGAUUCGAAGAGCGAGGACUCCUCCAAGUCGGACAACGAUUUUAGCGUUUUCGCACCCGUGCAGCUGGGGACGGGCCACAACAGCCCGACGUUGAGUCCGGUAUCGCCGGCCGCCUCCAAUCCCAUAAUAAAUUGGUUCAACCACACGCGGAGCCCUAGCGUCAGCUCGAUCAUGUCCACGACCUCUUUCAGACCAUCCAGGGCUGAUCCCGCCUCCUCUGGACCACAGCAUUUGCAUUGCUGCAGGCCACAGAGGUACAGCCACACCAGCCAGAGCUCCACGGGAGGCCCCAACAGCCCGGGACCGCACAGUCCCGCUUCACCCGGGCCCCACUUGCCCCUAGCCGAGCCGAUCAGCCCCCGUCUUCCACCCACCCCGCCGCCGCCGCCGCCCCCUCUGCCCCCGAGGAGAAGAAGAGACAGUCCCGAGAUCAGCUCGCCGCAACAGAUGAAGCAAGCCCCCGACGCUCCGAUCCUACCGCCGCGGGACAGUUCUAUACCCCCCCGGGACUGCUCGCCCCCUCCCUUGCCGCCGAGGAGGGAACCGGGGGCCUCGCCCGGCUCCCACUCGCACUCUCACCAUUCCCUGCCCGGUAACUUCCCAUCGAUGGGUCACGGGACGCUGCCCCGGCUCAACCCCACCCACACGUCCCAGCUGCACAUGAGACGCCACGCGACGCUCCACCCGCACCCCCAACACAACGGGGCGGCAAGCGUCAGUAGCGCGACGCAACCUCCCAGCGUCUCCCCAAGAUUCGUAAACGACUCGGCCUCCGGCCAGAUCACUCCCCAGCUGCCGCCCAGGCCGGCGGUGAGGUCGGCCGGGUUGACGUACGGCACCAUGUUUCAGUAUCCCAACACCACGUCGACUUGAAUUUCGCAAAGGGAAGGAUCCAAACUUCAAUGUAUUACGCUUAUUAUCAGGUUUAUAGCUUGGCCGCUGUAGCUGGAACCGCGCGCUGCCGGACGUCCCGGGGAGAGCGUUUCGUUGAUAUUCGGUAAUAAAACUGAAAAGUCGAUACUCAAGUGAACGUGCGUAUAUCCCGCUUCUGAUUCGUUUUUUUUUUCUUUUUGUCUCCUGUCCUCCAGUAGACGUCGGAGUGGCGCGAGUUCCGGCUCCAAAGGUGACUACUAUAGUAAGAUCAGUACAAAUAGUAAUACCCACCCAUCUCAGUGUUGAAACUUGUGUAUUUUUGGUUCUCUUGUGUGCCGUUUUCCUGCGUUUACGGGAUUCAUAUUGAAAACCGAAAAAACCCGCCCUUUGAGUGUUCCAAAAUGAAACAAAUGCUUUUGGGAAAUAUUUCGGGGGGUUUUUCUCAUAAAAACGGGUUAUGUAAAUUAUGCAGUGUGACUAGUUAGGGCUGCGGAGCGGUUGGAUCUCGGACACCGUUCGUGCUGCGAUUUCACUGUAAAAAAUCUAUUAGCAAAUGUACCCAAAAAAAUUUUUGAACUUAAAAAUUAACCGUAUUAUAAAAAAUCUUCCUUUAUUUUCGACCCAUUUCCUUAAGAGGGCUCUACAGCAAAUAGCCAACAAGCAAUACAUUUUUUUUAGAUUUUAUUCCACAAUUUGUCUAAAUAUGAACUAAUGCACAAAUAAAAGACUUUCCCCCCUUUUAACGUAGAUUUUCUAUAAAAUGGAGUUAAUUUGAAACUCAUAUUACUUUUUGUUGUAGAGAAAUUUGUAAUUUGUACCUUAAAUUACAAACUUCUUUACACCAAAAAGUAAUUUGUGACUCUAACUAAGUUCAUUUUAUGGAAAAUCUGUGUGAAAAUGGGGGAAAGUCUGUUAUUUGUGCAUUGAUUCAUAUUUAGAUAAACUUUUUUAAACUUAAAAAUUAACCAUAUUAAAACAAUUUUCUUGAUUUUCGACCCAUUUUCUACAGCAAAUCAAAGUCAACAAGCAGUACAUUUUGUUACACAGUUUGUCUAAAUAUGAAUCGAUGCGCAAAUAACGGCCUUUCCUCCAUUCUAACGCAGAUUUUCUGUAA
Anoplophora glabripennis (Asian longhorned beetle) is the source of this 5421-nucleotide messenger RNA. RefSeq names its product protein son of sevenless (gene Sos). Gene Ontology annotation, biological process: Ras protein signal transduction; positive regulation of GTPase activity. The transcript has 18 exons. The coding region runs from base 243 to 4307 and encodes 1354 amino acids. Gene Ontology annotation, cellular component: plasma membrane; nucleosome. Lineage: Eukaryota; Metazoa; Arthropoda; Insecta; Coleoptera; Cerambycidae. The record is from RefSeq and is a predicted model, not a curated record. Gene Ontology annotation, molecular function: structural constituent of chromatin; protein heterodimerization activity; guanyl-nucleotide exchange factor activity.